UACAUAAUAGAAAAUAAUUAAUCAUCAACAAAUUUCAAGGGUAAAUUCAGUUUUACCAUUACCUAUGGCAUCGUGGUAUUCUGUCGCCAUUGCUGCCCUGAUGUAUCUUUUCUAUCAAUGGGUAGGGCAAGAUCCAUUUCAUGAACUGAAUGCUGUCAAACCCAUGAUGCCCUCGAUGCUGGUCUUCAUAGGCGUGCUGGAUCUGAUUGGCAACAAAGUGGAGUUGCCCCCGCCAAUUCUCUAUACGGCAUGCUGGCUGUAUAUAUUCAUCUACGAGCUCAUUAUAUCGAUCUUUGUGCUGUACCUCAGCAUGAGUGUGUUUUGGCAGCCAUUGGAGACCGUCAUCAUGCUCAUGAUGCGCAUAAUACUGUGCGGCUAUCGGCUUCAGUCGGAAGAAACCUACAAUCGCUACGAAGAGUAUUGGAUUGGCAGCAUUACACUGCCAUUAUCUCUGAUCAUUUUGGUAAUGCUGUCCAGGUCCCUCUUUUACAUCAGGACACAUCUGAUGAAGUACUUGAAUCGAUGAAGUUCAAGACCAGUUGGGGCUCUUAGAUUUCAAAAAUGAAUAAAAUAUACCAAUGCGUAUACAUUGAUAAA
Molecule: messenger RNA, 597 nt
Organism: Drosophila guanche
Lineage: Eukaryota; Metazoa; Arthropoda; Insecta; Diptera; Drosophilidae
Exons: 2
Coding region: 65-526 (153 amino acids)
Source: RefSeq, a predicted model, not a curated record